AUGUAUCGGAAGUUGUCUAAGUUAGAACACUCGGAAAUAAAACAACUUCUUACAGAAGCUAACAUAGAAGUAGCAAAACAUUACGCAACAAACAAAAAAGCACUCGCUGACUUCAUUAAAGACUACAAUGGUGCAAUAAGUUAUGAUAGAAUUCAUGAGUUCAUAAAGCCGCAACGCGGCGAGGACGAAGUCCAUGCAAGAGCAUUUCCUUUAAAUGACGUUGCUAUUGACUUAUAUCAUAGACGUUCAGUACCUCAUGAAGUAAGAAGAGAAAUGUUUGACAUAACAAAUGCAAACGUUGGUGAAACAAGAAGAAGAGACGACACACUGAAACAACAGAGAAGAGAGAUGUUUAAAAGUGCUAUAGAACAAGUUCGCAAAGCUAACGAUGUCCUUCGUUCCAUUGACGACAAACCAAAAGAAGGUGAGAGAUGGUUAAAGAAAGAUGAAGAGAAUAGGAAGAGAAAUGUGAAGUCAGGCAAUAGACUCAUUGACUUUGACAUCGAAGCUUUAGAUGAACCAAACAGAGACUACUUACACAAACAUUUCGGUAAGGUUUUCAUGAGACUCUUAGAGAAGAUUAAAAUAAACUCCCAACAAAGAUGGAUGGUAUGUUAUAAACUUGGUGGAAAGUAUGAAUGUUCUACGUUAAACCUCAAUAAUAUUGGAACAUUACUACAUCAGCUCUUGAAGGAGAACUUUAUAUCAGAGAUAGAAGCAAAUGCUGCAGGUAUUGUUGAAAUGCACUAUGACUUCUUCUUGACAAACAUAAAGAAUCUUACUGAAAUAAAGAUGUAUGAUUUAACAGAAUAUGAAGGCUUAACGAUGUCAGAUGUAAAGAAAGGCAAACCAAAAAAGAGACCCUAUAGAGAUGAAAGCACACUGACAAAUGACCAGAAAGCCAUUUUGGAAGCUCUUAAGCAAACAGGAAACCCAGCACUUAUAGAAAGCUUUUGGAAAGAUAAUGGUGAAAAGAAGUUUUAUAAGAAGAGAAGCG
Molecule: messenger RNA, 997 nt
Organism: Trichomonas vaginalis G3
Lineage: Eukaryota; Parabasalia; Trichomonadida; Trichomonadidae
Product: organellar and viral DNA polymerase type B
Exons: 1
Source: RefSeq, a predicted model, not a curated record